Telopea speciosissima is the source of this 1700-nucleotide messenger RNA. RefSeq lists its product as uncharacterized. The transcript is spliced from 10 exons. NCBI's taxonomy places the organism in Eukaryota, Viridiplantae, Streptophyta, Magnoliopsida, Proteales, Proteaceae. Gene Ontology annotation, biological process: interstrand cross-link repair. The record is from RefSeq and is a predicted model, not a curated record. The coding region runs from base 129 to 1616 and encodes 495 amino acids. Gene Ontology annotation, cellular component: Fanconi anaemia nuclear complex.
AUAAACCCAUUGGCCGCCAUUGGUUUUCUUCUAAUUUCAAUGAAAAACUGAAAAGGGUGGAGGAGAUCUGACGUUUGUUUCACCAUCGGGUUGCUUGAAUUUGGGUUUUGGACGGAAUUAAGGAAGAAAUGGUUUGGUCGCAUCCAGACAUAUCCCUGGAAGAUCUGUUAAACUUGAUUAAAGGGUUCGUGGAUAUCUUGAUUCUGGCAUCUGGAUACCAAUCAUCUGGUAUUCCUGCUGUUUGGGAUGCCCAGAAUAUGAGGAAAGCCAUGCAAUGGGGUCUGUUCUUCGAAGAUGUUUUUAGUCGCCUAAGAGGCUUAGACGAUUAUCAAGACUCAAUGAAAGAACUCGAUGCAGCUUUGCUUGUGAUGACAUCAAAUCCUUAUUUCCCUCAGGGUAUAACAAAUCUGUCAUCUGCAAUCCUUAGUAAAGCUAGAGAAUUCGUUCUGCGACAUCUAUUUCAUGUCAUACCAUUAAGAGAUGCACAUCUCAGCACUCUUAUGGCUGCAGCUGUUGAGAUGGAUCUUAAUGAUCUUAAGGAAAGAGAAUAUGACUACCUUAAUGUGUAUCUUGACAAAUUGAAGCUGCAAAAUACAUCAUUAAAUUUGGUUACAGAAAUGAGGGGUUUUAUGAACAAUUCAAUGAUUUCCCAUAAGGAUCGUUCACCAUUUCAUGCCCAAGUUCUGUGUGGUUCAGUUUGUAAUCCUUGUGUUGCAGAAGAUAGUGUGGAUCCUGGAUCCCCUCUCAGUGUUUCAAGUCUUAAGCUCAAUGGAUGCCAUAAUGCUGAUUAUUCUAAGCUUAUCCUUCAAGAGCUUUUGAAGAGACAGACUACAGUAUCAUGCAUAUCAUCAAUUGAGAUGGGAUUGGAUCUACUAUCUGAGUCCUUAUUGCAUGGAAAAUAUGUUGGUUCUGAUUGUGACCUGUUGGAGAAACGUGUAAACUGUGAUACUUCUCCACUGGAUGAAAUUCUGUUGGUUCAGUUUGUUGCAUGGAACUGGUGGAGAUCAAAGAACCUUUCUUAUUUGCUUGACAAGAGAACUAUCAGAAUGGUAUCAGGUGCCAAUUUUAUUUUUUCUGCUCCUAAGGUUCAAUGGCUUCAGGUGUUUGAACGACUGCAAAUUUCAGCUGAAAACCAUGAUGAUGUUUUACUUGAAAUAAUUGAGCUCUCACUAUUAGGGUGUAUUGCAAGCAGAUGGAGUUAUCUAGUUGAACACCUCAUGUCUGUAUCUUAUGAUCUCCUAAAUAUCUCAAAGCAAUAUCAUGAAGUGCACAACUUGCUCCAAGGAGGAUCUCGAUUGCUACAUCCUAGAGGAGAAAUGGAGGAAAAUGGCAUAAUUGAGCAUUUGACAGGGUUGUUAUGUGGACAACUUCACCAUUUAUGGAAAAUAUCCCCAAUUCUUACAGCAACUGCGGUUCCUUCCUGGUCUACCCUGUUCAGAUUGUAUUUGAACGAAAUAGAAGCACAGUUGAAAGGAAGUUCUUCACUGAUUAGAUGCUGUAGUUGUAUCCAAGAUGGGAAAGAGCACAAAGAAUGUGAACUUGCUGAAAGGAUUUGGUGCCUUUACAUCAUUCAUAUUCGUGGUUCACUGCUAAUGAAUAGCACCAGUAGUACUUGACUUAAAUAUUCCAAUGCUGGUAUAUAUUCUAUUACUUGGAAAUUUUCCUUUUAUAUGGUUUUUACAUGGAAAAAAGUGGAGUCU